AUGCUCAUUUGGAAGGUCGGGUGGCACCAAUGGCGGACACCGCGGGCAGUUGGGAAGAAGGUUGAAGAAUCCUUUUCUGACUGCCAAGUGUGGACCCCUGGCUGGCUUUUCUGCGCUGGUGCGGAGGAGGUCCUUCGAGGUCCUGGACGUGCGGUGUCGCAGCCGCCAGUGCGCGCGGAAGUCCACGCAGGCCCCAGAGCCGAGCACGCCACGAUCCAGCAACCAGAAGUUGGAUCAGAAGAUUCUGAGGUGCCCGAGGGUCGCUGGCAUUCGGCUCCUGAGGCGGGCGACGUGCCGCCGACCACGCUUGGAGGAUUCUCCUGGGGCCAUGUUGGAGGCCACGUGUCGGAAGGCCCCAAGGAAGAGCUCAAGGACAUCUCGGUUGAGCUGCAGCCCGAGAUUGCAGUCGGCGGAGGACUACCAGACCUGAUCGGCGGGAACGAGCCCCAGAAGUGCGCAGAGCCGAAGCGGCCGGCAGAGGCCGAAGCUUCUCCACUGGAGCCACCAGCCACGAAGAGGCGUGCCGACCCAGAGGAUGCCAAAGCCGAAAUCGCGCGGAUCCUGCAGGUCCCGGAGCAGCAGCCCGAAUGGGGACUGGAGGCCCUCGGCCUGCAGCCGCCCCCGGAAGGUGCAGAGGCGGCCGUGCGCGCCGCAGCCAAGGCCUUCCGCUCAAUGGCCCGCAAGAUACACCCCGACGGGCGCCAGCGCCUGACAGAGGAGGAUGAGCUGCGCUGCCACGAGGCCCUCGCCAAACUUCAGCGGGCCCGUCGUGCUGUUCAUCGUCUCGUGGGCUGCGUUCCCUUCAAGGCUCCGCGGCGGCCGGAGCUGCUGGAGUGCCGAGCCAUGGGCCCGACGAUGUGGAGGUUCACCUGGAAGGUGUCUCCUACGGAAAGCAGCCGCCCCGUAACCCGCUACGAGCUGCGUGCGGAGGAUGGUGGCUUCUUCGUGACCAUAGCGGAGGUCGACCCCUCGGCAGCCGCAGGCGGCUUUGAACUCAAGGAGGAGCAGCUGAGCAGCCGCAUCCGGACAAGCCUUCACGCCACUGGCUGCCUGCGAGUGCGCGUCGCCGCUGUCGGCCGCGGAGGGGUCGCGUCCAGCGAAGAGGUCGCGGUCCGACUGGCCGAAGGAGGAGAAGGUACGGCAGCCACGCAGACGCAGACCUCCACCUGUGCCAAGCGCAAGAUGAAGGACGUCUUCUGGUGA
This is a messenger RNA of Symbiodinium natans, 1203 nucleotides long. Lineage: Eukaryota; Dinophyceae; Suessiales; Symbiodiniaceae. The record is from the annotation of a GenBank genome assembly.